Plodia interpunctella (Indianmeal moth) is the source of this 1941-nucleotide messenger RNA. Its product is annotated as sodium-coupled monocarboxylate transporter 1-like. The transcript has 13 exons. The record is from RefSeq and is a predicted model, not a curated record. Gene Ontology annotation, molecular function: symporter activity. Lineage: Eukaryota; Metazoa; Arthropoda; Insecta; Lepidoptera; Pyralidae. Gene Ontology annotation, biological process: transmembrane transport; sodium ion transport. The coding region runs from base 74 to 1906 and encodes 610 amino acids. Gene Ontology annotation, cellular component: membrane.
UACCGCAACGAGAUGGAGACAGAGUGUUGUAGUGGACGGACGCGCGAGCUAGGUCGGCUGCGCACGGGGCAACAUGGCGGUGGUAUACUUCGACUGGCUCGACUAUGUCGUGUUCGGGGCGAUGCUGCUCCUCUCAGCCCUCAUCGGCGUAUACUUUGCCUUCUUCGCCUCAAAGAAGCAGAAUACCACUGCUGAGUACCUGAUGGGCGGAAAAACUAUGGGCAUGUUUCCCAUAUCGAUGUCACUCAUAGCCAGUUACAUUUCGGGUAUCUCGUUGUUGGGGUUGCCCGCUGAAAUGUAUACCUACGGUACUCAACUGUGGACCAUUGUACUUUCUGAGUGGGCAGUAUCAUUGACGAUAGCGAUUGUUUACCUUCCCGUUUUCUACAAUUUACAAAUUACAUCGACGUAUGAGUAUCUGCGGCUACGUUUCAGUCAAAAUGUGCGCCUUCUAGGAUCAGUAAUAUUCAUAAUCAAAAUGUUAUUAUAUAUACCUAUCGUUAUAUAUGUUCCAGCAUUAGCUUUUAGUCAAGUAACCGGGAUCAACCUUCAUUUAAUUACACCCAUAGUGUGUAUUGUUUGCAUAUUCUAUACUACCCUUGGUGGACUAAAGGCCGUCGUCUGGACCGACACGCUGCAAACUAUACUCAUGUAUUUUGGCGUGAUAUUUGUCUUAUUUUAUGGUACCUGGAGACUAGGGGGCGUAAAAGAAGUUCUUCGAAUCAAUAACGAAGGAGACCGCUUGGAUUUUUUCAACAUGGAUCCUGAUCCAACUAUAAGACAUACGUUUUGGUCGACUGUUUUCGGCAAUUAUUUUAGUUGGCUAGCGUCUUGUUCGGUUAACCAAGCGAUGGUACAACGAUGUCUAGCAUUGUCAUCUCUGAAGAGGGCCAGGAUCACAAUUUUUAUAAUGGCUGCCGGUAUCUUCAUCAUCGUAUCACUAUGUUGCUACACUGGGCUGGUGAUAUACGCAACGUUCGCCAACUGUGAUCCUCUUUCGACCGGGGCUAUUAGAAAAAGCGACCAGCUGCUACCUUACUUCGUGAUGACGAUCACUGGGUCUAUACCAGCUUUGCCGGGAAUCUUCAUGAGUGGUGUUUUCAGUGCUGCCUUGAGUUCUAUGUCAACUGGAUUGAAUUCCUUAUGUGGAGUAAUUUUUGAAGAUCUCAUAAGACCUGCUUACAAUAAGCCUAUAUCGGAGCGUACUGCGAGUUUCAUUAUGAAGGUCAUUGUGGUUGUCAUUGGUGCCAUUUGCGUAGCCCUGGUUUUUCUUGUGGAGCACAUGGGAGCUCUGAUACAAGCCGGCAAGAGCCUCGCCGGUAUUACUGCGGGCAGCCUCUUGGGUCUAUUCUCUUUGGGGUUGUUUCUGCCUUGGACCAAUGCCACGGGUGCUCUUGCUGGAGGUCUCACAUCGACUCUCCUGGUAGGAUGGAUAUCGAUAGGCACCCAAGCCGCCAUGAUUCGUGGAGAUAUAGUAAUUAUGCCGAAACCAGUGUCAAUAAGUGGUUGUUCAGAUAAUUAUACAAUAACAAGUACGCCCGCGCCUUCUUCGCAAUACACAGUGGAAUUUGACAGAUCAGGAACAUUCUUCCUGUACAGGUUGAGUUAUUUAUAUUACACAUUUGUCGGGAUGAUGGUAUGUGUGUUUGUGGGAGUCGUCGUCUCAUACUUUACUCAGCCUAAUGAUCCGGCUUUGGUGCACCGGGACCUGCUCACACCGGUUAUCCACCGCUGGCUGCCGGCACAGCACGCCCAUUGUCCUCGUCCGCGGCUCACCCAGCACGACAUCGAGCUCUCACACGCGCGCGAACUGGAUCAUCUGCGUUCGCGCACGGCUUACACUAAAGUGGAUGACAGUCGUGGCAGCAGUCGACGUACUCGAAAACCCAAGAAUAAUUCGUGUUAAACUGUAAUAAAAUCAUUGACUAGUGGUUCUACUUA